Molecule: messenger RNA, 183 nt
Organism: Suillus subalutaceus
Lineage: Eukaryota; Fungi; Basidiomycota; Agaricomycetes; Boletales; Suillaceae
Exons: 1
Source: RefSeq, a predicted model, not a curated record
AUGUUCCAAUUGCGAGAAAUAAACCAGGUGAGGCGCCAGUAUCCUUCUGGUCACCAUCUUUUCGUAUCCACAUUCAUGCUCACAUCAAAGGUUAUCUGUGGCGACACUUACUCCAACAAAUCCUGGAGUAUUGUGGCGCAGGGCAUGUUCCAAUUGCGAGAAAUAAACCAGGUGAGGCGCCAG